Molecule: messenger RNA, 955 nt
Organism: Nicotiana attenuata
Lineage: Eukaryota; Viridiplantae; Streptophyta; Magnoliopsida; Solanales; Solanaceae
Exons: 1
Coding region: 102-650 (182 amino acids)
Cellular component (GO): chloroplast
Source: RefSeq, a predicted model, not a curated record
CUCCUCAUUAGUCGAGAUAAAAGGAUAAGGUAAUCAAAAACCAUUGUGCGUCUCCUGGCCUCAUACUUUGAUGCUUUAACUAAGUUCCCCUGCUAAAGGCAAUGAAAAUGAACACCAACAUGCUCUCUACCUAUCCAAAACACUUCACUACAAUCCCAAUACCAAUUUCCUCCAAAUCUCAACAACGCCAUGUUCAAUCCUUUGUUCGUUUUCCUAUUAGAAGCAGCAGCAGUGAUAGCAAUAACAAUGCAACCAGCAGCAUCAAUGAUAAUGGCAACGAAUCACAACCCAUAACACCACCAAUAACACCGCCAAACACGUUGGAGAUUCGGUACCGAAGACGUUCAUCAAAACGAAGAAAGCAGAAGGAAGAAGAAAUGAUUAAUGCAGCAAAACAAGCUCCCAAGGCUAAGCCUCCACCUAAGGAUUGGGAAUCCAUGACUCUGACUGAGAAAGCAUUGGAGUUGUAUGUGGGAGAAAAAGGCCUUUUGUUUUGGCUCAACAAAUUUGCUUAUGCUUCUAUUUUUAUUAUAAUUGGGGCUUGGAUACUAUUCCGAUUUGUUGGUCCUGCACUCAACCUUUACCAGCUGGAUACACCUACUCCUCUUGCUCCUGAAUCCAUGUUCACUGGUUCAGGAGAGAAACCUUGAGUAUUCCAAAGUUCAACUUUGAGAUGAGAGCAAGAGGAAGAGACAUUUGUUCAGGCAUAUAUCUGGGCCUAAAGAAAGUGAAUCUUCCCAGUUUACUUUUUCCAUCUAAUUGCUUCAGUCCAAAUUUUGUAGUCUACCCCAUACUCGUUUCUAUUGGCAACCUUGCCUACUUCUCUGAUUCCAAUCCAAAGAAAUUUUAGGAUGUGAUCUAAAGGUGUAAUCAUGUACAUGCAUCUCGAUAGUUUCAUAUGUUUCAAACUAGUAUUUCUACCUUUUCUUAUCGGAACUACAAUUAUUUCUCAUUG